AUGAGACCAAAUUACUUCAUUCUCAUUGUGUUGAGUUUAACAGUGCUUCUUAAUAAUUGCUUUGUCUAAGGAUAAUAACCACCAUUCCCUCCUCCUAAUAACUAAAAUCCUCCAUAAGACCCUAAUUAAGAUAAUAAUCCGCCAGAUGGAGAAGAUCCUUGCGAUCCAAGGGUUUGUAGACUAUGCGAUGUUACUGAUGAUCUUUGUUUUUUGUGCCAGGAAGGCUACUUUUUAAGGUAAGAUUUUACUUGUGACAAAAGAAUGGAUUACGAAGAUAGGGGAGAUGGCUAUUCAUUAGCGGUUGGCAUUAUUAACAUAAUAUUUUUGGUAGUAGUUUAUUUUGGAUGGAUUAUCAUUUCAAGAAAAAACUAAUUUAGGUAUACUAACCUUAACAAUGAAGUUCCUUAACUGAGUGCAGAAGUGCUGUAGGUUUUGCAAUAAUAAAAUAUUUAGAAUUCUCCAUAACUCAUUAAUGUAGGUGCACCAAGUGAAUUUGAUACUGUUAGCAAAAAAAGUAGUACUAAUUAACCAUAAUAAAUGUUUGAUGAAAAGAAUAAUGUUUAUGGUAAAAAUAAUAAGUCUCCAGUACCUGCAUAUGACAUAGACCAAAACAACAAUGCUUCUCCAGAUCAAACAAAGGGGUAUGCCUUAAAUUAAUUUAAUGUCUAAAAUGAUUUUGUGCCUUAGUUUUAACCUCAGAACAGUCAGCAACAAUCAAAUUAACCAAAACCUUUUGUAACCUCAGACUUGAAUGGCUAUUGGCUCACUUAAGCAGGAAAGUUCUCCUUUAAAGAUUUUAGCAAUUUCCAUAGAAUUAAGCAUGUAAUCAUCAAUUUAAUCAUUUUGCAAAGAAUAUUUUCUUCUAUGUUCUAUUGGGCUGGUAGAAGAGGAGACGAUACAGAUAAGGAUGAUAGAAAAUAGUUACUGUUUGUUGCCUUUUUGGUAUGUAUGAUCAUUUACUGGGCUCUAUCCUUAAUUCCUCCAAUUGUACUCAAAAUCUUUUCAUACUUCUGCUGUUUGAAAUAAGAACCUAAUGGAAAAUGUAGUGGAGUAUUCAUUAAUGUGUUAUUCUUCAUCUCUACAAUUAUUAUGACAGCCCUAUCUACCAAAGUCAUUUUGAGAAUGUCCGGGUUCGAAGCUCAAGUAUGGAUCCUUCUCUGUUUGGCUGCUUGGUUAAUAAUUAUUUUCUUUGAUAAGAAAUCUGUGGAGCUAGCCAAAAACAGAAAGGGUGGAUUUUUAGAAAAACUCAUAAAGUUCAGAAAAAUAGACUUUUCUUCUUGA
Molecule: messenger RNA, 1281 nt
Organism: Tetrahymena thermophila SB210
Lineage: Eukaryota; Ciliophora; Oligohymenophorea; Hymenostomatida; Tetrahymenidae
Product: transmembrane protein, putative
Exons: 1
Source: RefSeq, a predicted model, not a curated record